CUGGGUGUCUGUCGCCCGCGCAACGCGUCGUCUGUAGUUCUAGUCCUCCAUUCUAUCGUUAUCCUAGUGCACUCGGGAUAUGAUGUCUUACCCGUACACGCCAACCUACACGUACCCUCCUCCUCCACCUACCUCGAAUACUUUGACCCAUCACCAACGUAUGCACCUGCUCAAAUCCACGACCAAACUAGCGAAGGUCUUGGGCGCCCCUCCCAAAGUCGUGGACGUUGAAGUAGACUUCGAUUCUUGCGAUGUCUACCUUCAUCGCAAUGACGAUCCAAUUCAUGUAUCCCUAACACCCAAACAUCACCGUUCACACUCCACAUCAUCGUCCUCAACCCGCUCCUCUAUGUCUUCUCGACCCUCCACACCCCGCUCUCCUGUCAAGUUGACGAAGUCUCGAAGACCAACGACGCCGAAGCCUGCAUACUCUCCUACACCGAAGGAUCCAGACGAUGUGCUCGCGGCAAAACUCUCCAGCAUGUCGCUAGAACCAACCUCCUUCUCUUCCUCAAACAUCCAGUCUCGUCCCGAAAUACACCUUCCUUCCCGUCCCUCCUACACGACGCCCGUUCUCGCUAGUACCCAGCCGGCUGAGCGUAGCUUCACUAUUGAGACCGAGCAAACUCAGCGCUUAAGGAAGAUGGAUCGAGUCAGGCGCAAACUGGGCGAGGGUGUGCCGUUGGACCUGGUGUUCCCGCAGGAACCGGAGGACACAGACUCUCCUCUCGACGAGAGCCCGCCAGAUUAUACGAACGGUGAGCAUGGUAGUGGGCUGUUUGAAGACUGGGGGUUCGCUCGCAGACGGGGGAUUAGAAGGGGCGCCUCAACGCGAGUAUGAAGCAGAAUGAAGGUGAAGCAAUUGUGAUCCUGGCGAUCGCGACGUCGGUUUAUCUCCCAUACCUCUCUUCCUCUAUCGUUUCGAUCAUGUAUUGCUAGAGUUCCAU
Messenger RNA from Gloeophyllum trabeum ATCC 11539, 947 nucleotides. RefSeq lists its product as uncharacterized. Bases 80 to 841 code for a protein of 253 amino acids. Lineage: Eukaryota; Fungi; Basidiomycota; Agaricomycetes; Gloeophyllales; Gloeophyllaceae. The transcript has 2 exons. The record is from RefSeq and is a predicted model, not a curated record.